AUGCUUUUCAGCGCCUUGCAUUUGCUGCCUAUUGGAGGGGGGAGUUUUAUUCCUGUUGUUUUGACCGGGAUCUCGGUACAAACUCAAUCCGACCCAGUGCCAUGGUCGACGCAAACGGUCCAAUGGGUCCGUGCGCCGACCGUGAAGAAUGCCCCUAAAAAUGUCCAGCCUAAAAUUACCAUAACGGGUCAUCCCAAGUCAGAGGGAUUUACUCCGUACUUCGUGUUGUGCUCCUACUUGUGCCUGUACCGGAAAGCCUAG
Molecule: messenger RNA, 261 nt
Organism: Penicillium coprophilum
Lineage: Eukaryota; Fungi; Ascomycota; Eurotiomycetes; Eurotiales; Aspergillaceae
Exons: 2
Coding region: 1-261 (86 amino acids)
Source: RefSeq, a predicted model, not a curated record